Molecule: messenger RNA, 2604 nt
Organism: Daldinia childiae
Lineage: Eukaryota; Fungi; Ascomycota; Sordariomycetes; Xylariales; Hypoxylaceae
Product: GTPase-activating protein GYP5
Exons: 4
Coding region: 1-2604 (867 amino acids)
Source: RefSeq, a predicted model, not a curated record
AUGUCUGGCCCAGAGGAGCCGCAUACGUCUGAAGCUGCUCCCCAGGUCAUUGGGUCGCCAACCCCUUCAGACAAGGACACGAGUCGCCAGAGGACGAAGAACGAAGAGAGCGAAGCCAAGCCAAAUGGAGUCGCAGUAGAAGAGAAAGACGAGGAAAAAAGAGGAAAAGGAAGAGGAAAGGAAAAAGAGGAGGAGGUAAAGGAUAACGUAAAAGAGAGUCUCAAAGAGAUUGAUCUUGGGGACGAGAAGGACGAAAAAGACGAGAAAGAUGACGAGGUUGCCAAAUCUUCACCUACAACCAGAUCCGCGCGCAACUCGAAUGCAUCCUUAGACAAUGUUGACCUUAGUGAUGGUGUUACAGAACAACCAAAGGAGGAACCCCCUAUUGUAGCAGCAAAACAACCAUCCAAAAAGCUUUCUCUCGGCAAUAUUGGAAUAACAAUGCCUUGGUCUCCAUCUCCUCCCGCUACAGAAUCACCGCCAAAAACAAGCCCGAAUCCUACUACCGCACCGGCUGCGGCUCCUGCACCACCAACUCGAAAAAUUACAGGCCCAUUUUCUUGGUUAUCACGGAAUUCUACGCAUAAGGAGAAGGACGCGGUCACGUCACCGCCCGUUACAGCGGCUGUAUCACGAAGGAACACAGCAAGUUCUAUCGCUACGUUAACUAGUAAUCCGGAAAUGAUGCUUAGCAAGCUCGACGAGGAAAACGAAGGCGAUGGAGGACCUCGCCUAUCGAGAAAUAGUUUGAAAGACCGGUUUAAAUAUGUACGAAUGCGGGAAGAGGCUGGUAUUUCCCUCAACCCUGAUGAUGAUGAUAAGGCGUCGACCUUGGGAGUUCUGAGCCCUACUGGCGAGAGCUAUCCGGAUGUGAAUUUUAACUUGCCUCCGCCGUCCCCUUUACCGCCGAACCCGGACACAAACCUAGCCCCUGGAACGGUCUCGGGCGUAUCUGCUGGCCCUUCUACCAUUGCGGACGCUCAGGUUGAUUGGGAUCUUUGGCAAUCCGUUGUUUACGAAGGCCCAGCUGCCGUCGCGAGAACAAACCCAGAGGAGCUCAACAAGGCGAUUGUUACGGGCAUCCCUAAUGUGAUCCGAGGAGUAGUAUGGCAAGUACUUGGCCAGAGUAAGAGCGAGGACCUUGAAAGGGUCUACAGAGAGUUGCUGGCUCGAGGUUCCGAAAAGAACAAGGACCGUAACAGCAACGCUACCUCUGUCAGUAUUUCGAGCAACGGCAAUUUGAGCUCCGAAAGAGACGCGGUAGCCUCUUCGGCGUCGUCUAUCCAGUCAGAAGUAUCUGGCGCCAGUGGUAAGAAGGCAUCACCACCAUCUUCUGAGCCGUCAGAAGCAGCUCUAAAGGCCCAAGCUUUAGCUGCAGCUGAGAGGAAACGCAAAGAAAAGGAAGACGCAGUAUCCCUUCAAAAACUAGAGAGGGCUAUUAAAAGGGAUAUCGGCGCCCGAACAAGCUUCUCAAAGUAUGCGGCGGCUGCUGGUCUGCAAGACGGCUUAUUCGGUGUCUGCAAGGCCUAUGCACUCUUCGACGAAGCUGUUGGGUAUGCUCAAGGAAUGAACUUCUUGAUUAUGCCCCUCCUUUUUAACAUGUCCGAGGACGAGGCGUUUGGUAUACUUGUCCGACUGAUGAACCAAUACAAGCUACGCGACCUAUUUAUUCAGGACAUGCCAGGUUUGCAUAUGCAUCUAUAUCAGUUCGAGAGGUUACUUGAGGAUUUCGAGCCUGCUCUUUAUUGCCAUUUGCACCGUCGUGGGAUAUCGCCCCAUUUGUACGCGACGCAAUGGUUCCUUACUCUUUUUGCCUAUAGGUUCCCUCUGCAGCUCGUACUAAGAAUCUAUGAUCUUAUCUUCUCCGAAGGCCUAUCUGCGAUUCUGAAGUUUGGUAUUGUUCUUAUGCAAAAGAAUUCAGCGGCGCUGCUCGACAUGACAGACAUGGGCCAAUUGACGAACUUCCUAAGGGACAAACUUUUCGACGUGUAUAUUGAUCAGUCCCCGAGCGCUGGCAGCAUCCUCGAGAAUGGCUUCUUCGGUAGCAGUUCUUCAAGUGCCGAUAAGGAGGUCUACCGGGCAGAUCAAUUAGUUCAGGACGCAUGUGAGGUGAAGAUUACACCUGAGAUGCUCAAGGCUUACACGGCCGAGUGGGAAGAAAAGACUAAAGCUGAGAAGGAGAAAGAGAAGGAACUUGCGGAUCUGAAGACUACGAACUUAAGCCAGGCCAUCAAGAUCCGGAAGCUCGAAGAGCGACUGGAGGCGAGCGAUCGUGAGCAGGCAACCGUGACAACGGACCUAGUUCAUACCAAGAUCGAAAACGAAGAGCUCAAAGAUCAGAAUGAGAGCUUGACCGGCCAAGUCAAGGAACUUCGCCACGUCAUUGAGCAGCAGCCUGCGGAGUUAGAAGGAGCCUGGAAGCUCGAACGUGAAGACCUAAUGAAGAGAAACGAGAAGGUGCACGAAGAGAACAGAAGACUCGAAAAGGAGCUCCAAGAGCUUGAAGAGGAACUGGUUCAGACUAAGAUGCGAUACGCUGAGAUCAACUCCCAGCACGAGACCCUGCAAAAGAGGUGGGCCGAACUCAAGCGGCAGUUCGCCUGA